Echinops telfairi (small Madagascar hedgehog) is the source of this 2854-nucleotide messenger RNA. RefSeq names its product C2CD2 like (gene C2CD2L). The record is from RefSeq and is a predicted model, not a curated record. The transcript has 15 exons. Lineage: Eukaryota; Metazoa; Chordata; Mammalia; Afrosoricida; Tenrecidae. Gene Ontology annotation, molecular function: phosphatidylinositol binding; phosphatidylinositol transfer activity. Gene Ontology annotation, cellular component: cytoplasmic side of apical plasma membrane. Bases 1 to 2028 code for a protein of 675 amino acids. Gene Ontology annotation, biological process: positive regulation of insulin secretion involved in cellular response to glucose stimulus.
AUGACGAAGUUCGGAAUAAGAAACAGCGACGGCCGCAGCUGUCAUAGACGGUUCCGAAGCAAGCGUCUUCGACGCAGACGUGCUUCCCACGCUCUGGGCGUGUGGCGCUCGCUGCUGAGGCUGCGGGCGGCUCGGGCUGGCGUCCCCGAGGAGCCAGGCGUCCGGGGCCUCCUAGCGUCGCUCUUCGCCUUCAAGUCUUUCCGGGAGAACUGGCAGCGAGCUUGGGUGCGAGCACUGAACGAGCAGGCCUGCAAGGAUGGGAGCUCCAUCCAAAUCACCUUUGAGGAAGUGCCCCAACUCCCACCCAGAGCCAGCAUCGGUCAUGUGACCUGCAUAGACCAAUCAGAGCACACCAUGGUGCUGCACUGCCAGCUCAUCGCUGAGGAGGUGCGCUUCCCAGUCUCCGUGACCCAGCAGUCCCCUGCUGCCGUCUCCAUGGAGACCUACCACGUCACCCUGACACUGCCACCAACACAGUUGGAAGUCAACCUGGAGGAAAUCCCCGGAGAGGGGCUGCUGGUGUCCUGGGCCUUCCCUGAUCGCCCUGAUCUCCACCUGGUGGUGCUGCCCAAGCUGCAGGCCAGGGAGAGAGGCGAGGAGCAAGUGGAGCUCUCCACUAUCCAGGAACUGGUCGAGGAUGCCAUCGUCAGCACUCAGCCAGCCAUGAUGGUCAACCUCCGGGCCUGCUCGGCCCCUGGAGGCCUGACACCCAGUGAGAAGCCACCCCCGGUGCCCCAGGCCCAGCCAGCUAUCCCCAGACCCACGCGGUUAUUCCUCCGGCAGCUUCGAGCAUCUCACUUGGGAAGUGAGCUGGGAGGCACUGCGGGGCUCUGCUGCGUCGCUGAGCUGGACAACCCCUUGCAACAGAAGUGGACCAAGCCCGUGAGGGCUGCUCCUGAGGUGGAGUGGACAGAGGACCUGUCACUGGAUCUGGGCCCCCAGAGCCGGGAGCUGACCCUGAAAGUGCUAAGGAGCAGCAGCUGUGGGGACAGCGAACUCCUGGGCCAGGCCACCCUGCCUGUGGGCUCACCCUCCAGACCACUGUCUCGAAGACAGGUGUGUCCACUCACCCCAGGGCCAGGGAAGGUCCUGGGACCCGCAGCUACCAUGGCAGCAGAGCUUCAGUAUGAGGAGGGCUCCCCCCGGAACCUGGGCACCCCGACCCCUUCUACACCUCGCCCUAGCAUCACACCUACCAAGAAGAUUGAGCUGGAUCGGACUAUCAUGCCCGAUGGCACCAUUGUCACAACGGUCACCACUGUCCAGUCCCGGCCCCGUGUGGAUGGCAAAUUAGACUCCCCCUCCCGCUCCCCGUCCAAGGUGGAGGUGACCGAGAAGACGACAACUGUGCUGAGUGAGAACAGCGGCCUCAGCAGCACCUCCCACAGCAGCCCAGGGGAGAGCCACCUUUCCAAUGGUUUGGACCCUGUAGCCGAGACAGCAAUUCGCCAGCUGACUGAGCCCGGUGGGCGGGCUGCCAAGAAGACACCCACCAAGCGUAGCACUCUGAUCAUCUCGGGUGUUUCCAAGGUGCCCAUCGCGCAGGACGAACUGGCACUGUCCCUGGGCUAUGCGGCAUCCUUGGAAGCCUCCCUGCAGGAUGAGGCAGGGAGCAGUGGAGGUCCCUCGUCAUCUCCCUCAGACCCACCAGCCAUGUCCCCAGGACCCCUGGAUGCCCUCUCCAGCCCUACAAGUGUCCAGGAAGCAGAUGAAACCACGCGGUCAGACAUUUCUGAGAGGCCGUCCGUGGAUGAUGUGGAGUCCGAAACAGGGUCUACAGGUGCCCUGGAGACCCGCAGCCUCAAGGACCACAAAGUGAGUUUCCUGCGCAGUGGCACCAAGCUCAUCUUCCGCCGGAGGCCCCGACAGAAGGAAGCGGGUCUGAGCCAAUCGCAUGAUGACCUCUCCAACACCACGGCUGCGCCCAGCGUCCGGAAGAAGGCCGGCAGCUUUUCCCGCCGCCUCAUCAAGCGCUUUUCCUUCAAAUCCAAACCCAAGGCUAAUGGCAACCCCAGCCCCCAGCUCUGAGGGCCCUCCUGCACUAGACCUCCUGAGUGCGGGAGUUUUGCCUGCCUACCCAUUCCCCACACCUUCUUCCAACCCCUCCCUGGAUUUCUAGGCCAGGAAGCCCUGUGGGCUCCAGGAAGCCUUGUCCACCCUGGACUGGAGGGCCAGCUAGAAGGGUGCUCACAAAGGGCAUGGCGUGAGCAGAGGCCCAGAGGCGAGGCAGUGGGUGGUCGGAGUGAGGAGCUCUGUGUGGGCACAUGAGGAGCUUCUGCAGAAACCUUUGACACUGGACCCUCCGAGGAGUCCCCGGGUACUCAGCACCUCAGCUGAUCUUCCGCCCUUAUUUAUUCCCUUUUCUAUUUAUAUGUGUGCUCCGGGACCUUCAGUGACUAGACAGGAGAGGGCAUCUCUCCCCGGUGACCUUCACCUCUGUCCCAGCAGGGGACACAGCUCCCUUUGGGAUGGAGUGCCCAUCCCUCCCUCAAGUCCCCACUCCGACCAGCACCAGGUGGGCCCCGGAGCACACUGGCAGCUCCUGCAAAGCUGGGCAGGCGCCGGGCCAGGGGGGCAGGUACUCCCCACCUCCCCUCCUGCUCCUCAUCUCCCCUUUGCCCUUUAUUACUGUUUUUGUACUUGAUGCCUUCCCGUGAGCGUGGGCUCCGUGGAGGGAGCGAGCCACGGGCCUGGUAGAAGGCCUCCCCAGAGCAACGACCAAAGGGGCUUUACUGCAAGACUGUGUGGAUGGAGCAGGCGCAAGGCUGCACGCUGUAUGUGGGAGAGGAGGAAUUCCAUUGCGGUGUGAUGGCGUGGAGUUUAAUUUAUUAAAUAAAAGUCAAAUCGGAGUUUA